AUGGAUUGGAACAGGAAGGUUCUAGAGAUUAAAGAAGCCAAGGAAAUUGCUGAUGUCUUUCAGUGUGGGGCUAGACUGACUCUGAGUUGUUUGGGGUUCUCCCACCCCCUCCAGCCCACAACAGAGCCAGAAUCCGGGCCAGUUCCAAUUCCAUUCGGCACGCCUGGAUUAAACGCCCACUCGGGCUCUGAGUUCUGCGCGGUGCUCCAGCUCCCGGGGCCAGGUCGCUGCCCUCGGGGAGUUUACCAUCUAGAAGCUCCACCUCGGCCAGCCCACCCAGUGGUCCCCGAGAACCCAGGCUCCGCUUUCUCCCCCUUCUCCACCUCUCCACCCCCCAGUGAAAGCCGGAAACUUUCAUUUAGGAAUUCCCCGCCCCCAGCUCGAGAGUGCGGGCUGCGGGAGGGGAGCCGAGCCGAGCAGGAGCUGGGGGCCCCAGAAGCGGCCCGUCUGGGGCUGCCUCUCCUCCGGAAGGCUUUCAUUUGCACGUUUGCCUUGAGCUGCGCUCCGAGCCGGGACCCCAGACGGUGCCUCGCGUCCCCCCGCGACCCCCUCCCUUCGGCCGGGUGGGGCUCUGGGAGGGAGCCAGUCUCCUCCUUCCCCCGCCCCCGAGUGGGGCCCAGCCCCGGCCCCGGCCCCGGCCCCAGCCGCCGCUGCAGCCGCCGCUCCGCUGGUCUCGGCUCUCCGGGCCCCCCAACACCUCGGCCGCGCUGUUCCUUCUCCGGCCCCGGCUGCCGGACUACCUGCUCCGCGCGGACUGCCCGACACGUGCGGAGGGACUGACUCCCUGGACGGCCGGGGAGGGGGGGGAAGUCGGCCGGGCCCCUCCAGGUGAAAUGGUUUGGAAUUGAGGAGCGCUCCCCCGGGACCCCCAGAUCUCCCGGACGGCGACGGCGGCGGCAGGGUUGCGGGUGGGGAGC
Molecule: messenger RNA, 917 nt
Organism: Antechinus flavipes (yellow-footed antechinus)
Lineage: Eukaryota; Metazoa; Chordata; Mammalia; Dasyuromorphia; Dasyuridae
Product: decreased expression in renal and prostate cancer protein-like
Exons: 3
Coding region: 1-780 (259 amino acids)
Source: RefSeq, a predicted model, not a curated record